This is a messenger RNA of Amoebophrya sp. A120, 1009 nucleotides long. Lineage: Eukaryota; Dinophyceae; Syndiniales; Amoebophryaceae. The record is from the annotation of a GenBank genome assembly.
GUUUUUAGCGAAAAGAUCAUCAAACUUACUUGCAUUGAGCGUCUCUUUUUUUUGCAGACUACUCUCGUGAGGAACUCACAUGAUGUACACGUAAAAAGAGUGAGGCGAAAAAGGUUCUGAAACCUCCGCACGAGGCAUGAUCUGAGAGCAUCAUUAGACGGUGUUUGGUGUUUUCUUGUAGAACAAAAAUGAGUGCAGACCUCCCAGAUGUGCUUCGCCCUCCGCAACAUCAAGGCACAGAGGCCACAGCGCGCCAAGUAAUUCGAGUCCUUUGUUUGCACCCGAAGAACAGCAACAGUGUCUUGUUCAAACAAGAAUUGGAGGUCGUGCGCACGACGGUUGAAAAAAACACUUUACAUCAAGCGUUUGUUUUUGAGUGGGUGUUCCUUGACGCGCCAAACCUGCUUGCUCCCCACAAGGACCCCGAGGGACGGGUGUGGUGGCAGCUCGCAGACGGUGCCAGGUCGUUCACCGCGGAGGCCUACUUUGGAGAUGACAAGUCCUUGGACGUUGUAGAGAGUACCAUAAAGAACGUCGACCUCCGGCCGAAAAACUACUCCGCCGAGGGUCAAGAGCAUGGUGAAGGCCACGACGCACCUACAGCUACCGGUAUCCUAGGUUUCAGCCAGGGCGCCAUGAUGGGAGCCAUCGCGGCGGCGCGCAAUCCGGACCAGAUAAGAUUCGCGGUACUUUUUGGCGCCGCGGUGCCAAAGCCGUACGAAAAAGUUCUCGAAGAUUUCGGAAAAAACAGCAGUACUGCCCGCCCGGAUGUUCUUUCGGUGCUCAGCCGGGAGGAUUCCGUGAAUCCCCCUGACAUGGGGAAAUGGGUCGGCGACUGUCUGAACCCGGAAUCUGCGACGGUCUUGUGGCAUGGCGAAGGCCACCAGAUUCCAAAAGACCCGGAAAAACUCGAGGAAAUCGCAGGUUGGAUCGCAAAUCGUGUUGUCAUUGUUGGUACAGAAGCACCAGGAAAAGCAGAAGCAACAUCGUCUAGAUUUUUGGGUCUCGU